AGAGCUCUCUCGACCGAUGCUGCAAAACUCAGAAACACAGUUACAGAAACAACCAAAGCUGGGCCUCUUGUUGAGUAUGAACGAAGAAUUGCUAAUGGUGAACUUGUAGAAGGAGAUGCUUGCCAGGUUGACACUCUAUCAGAACUUCAGAGACUAUAUGAUGAGCUUGUUGAGUCUGCUGAUGUCUGCCAACUGGAUCGCAAUCAUGAAAAACCUGUAAGGAGUGGGUGGCUGUGGUCUAGGCUCUUGUCACAUCCUUCUUACUCACCUGUAAAAGGUUUAUAUCUUUUUGGAGGAGUGGGUACUGGUAAAACUAUGCUGAUGGACUUGUUUUUUGAUCAAUUGCCCUCUAAUUGGAGGAAAAAGAGGAUUCAUUUUCAUGACUUUAUGUUGAAUGUACAUAGCAUGUUACAGAAGCACAAGGGGUUGUCAGAUCCACUUGAUGUGGUUGCAGGAGAGAUUUCUGAUGAUUCAAUUUUAUUAUGCCUUGACGAAUUUAUGGUAACAGAUGUAGCAGAUGCAUUGGUACUAAAUCGCUUGUUUAGACAUUUGUUCAACAAAGGCAUUAUUCUAGUAGCCACAUCGAAUCGUGCACCAGAUAAGCUGUAUGAAGGUGGACUGCAGAGGGAUCUCUUUCUACCCUUCAUUGCAUCACUGAAGGAAAGAUGCGUAGUACAUGAGAUUGGUUCAUCAGUUGACUACCGCAAAAUGACUUCGGGCGAAGAAGGAUUCUAUUUCGUUGGGGGAGACUUAUCUGGAUUUCUCAAGCAAAGGUUUCAACAGUUGAUUGGAGAAGGUACAGCUACUCCCCAAGAAGUAGAAGUAGUUAUGGGAAGGAAACUGCAAGUUCCAUUGGGAGCUAACGGAUGUGCCUAUUUUCCUUUCGAGGAACUUUGUGACAGACCUCUUGGGGCUGCAGACUAUUUUGGGUUAUUUAAGAAGUUCCACACGUUGGCUUUAGAAGGCAUUCCAAUUUUUGGGCUUCACAAUAAAUCAGCUGCACAUAGAUUUGUCACUUUAGUUGACGUAAUAUACGAGAACAAGGCCAGACUAUUAUGUACUGCUGAGGGGACUCCUCAAGAUCUCUUUGAAAAAAUAGUAACAAUAUCUGAAGCUAAAAAUAUGGCUCCCAGAACCUCUUCAAGAUCAAGGAAAAAUGAUGAUUCUAAUCUUUGCGUGGAUAAUGAAUUGGGGUUUGCAAAAGACCGCACCAUUAGUAGGUAUGAUUCAAUCGGCGCUUUGUUUAGUCGGAAUAUUCUCGCCAAGUUACGAAUUUACCCUUUCGCUGUCUCUAAUUUUGGUCAAAGCGCAAUACCUUCUUAA
This is a messenger RNA of Vigna umbellata (rice bean), 1323 nucleotides long. The record is from RefSeq and is a predicted model, not a curated record. NCBI's taxonomy places the organism in Eukaryota, Viridiplantae, Streptophyta, Magnoliopsida, Fabales, Fabaceae.